AACCCUCUGGUACUCUGAUAUUCAUCCACCUCAAUCGCGCUUCUGGUUUACAGGCUGGUAUACCAUUGUAUUAUUCUAAGCACUCUUUGACGAACAAUUUUGGCUGGAGAAUGAGUUCUUCUAAUGCUGCGGAUGGUGGUGGCAGCAACGGCGAAGAAGCCAAUGACAGCAGUACUCAGCCGUCUUAUAUGGAUCCAGAGAUGUCCAACCUGCUAAGUCAACUGGACUCCAUGUCCCUUCCAAAGACAGACCCGAUACCCCGAGAACCCUCGCCUGACGCGCUAGGCUCUCUCGACGCGCUCUCCGCCCGCUUCGAGAACCUCUUUAACAGACCCCCCGUCUCCAGCGCACGUCCGCGCCCGACGCAAACCUUCGACCUCGCCGCCGAAGCCAACGCGAUCGAUCCCCGCGUCUUUCUUGGGCACCACUCCGCCGACGCGAACGGCGGUGGUGGCGACGACGAAAAGUUGGUAGAGGAGACAAAGUGGAAGGAUUUGACGGAGGUCGAGGACGAGGAAUUCGAGCGCGCGUUGCGCGAGUUGAGCGCGAAGCAGUGGGAACUGUCGCCUGAGGAUCUUGACGAGUUGAAAGUGCUGGAGAGCACGGUCGUUGUCUCGCCUGAGGAGCAGGAGGAGGCGAGGAAAGAAGGCAAGUACCUUGAUAAGGGGUAUCUGAAAGCUGUCGCUGAGGAUCUCGAUCAAGUCAGUGGAUCUGACAGCGCGACAAAAGACGCCGCCGGGGAAGAAAGAGUCAAGUCAGAUCGGGAGCUAAGCUCGGAUGCCUCGAAGCUAGUGAAAGAUUCAAAGUCGCUGCUCGAGUCCUAUAAUAACGGUGAAGACGAGACGCUGUCUACGACUGAUACACCGACCGAUCUAAGCAGUGCUGAAAAGAAAGAGUUUACAAAAGAAGAGAAGGAUAUAGAGGAACAAGCAGACAGACUGGUCCAGAUGUACGCCUCCUUGUCUGUCGCCAACGCGCCGUCUCGGACGGAGAGGAAGACAUACGACUUUGUCAGCGACAGCGACGAUGAGCAGCCCGAGAAGAACGAGGACGAGCAAGCCGACGAGCUUGUUGAUAUGUAUGCCCGACUCGCGAGCGACGAAGAGCCCUCGGGAGACGAGGCAGAGAAGUCUACAAAACAGUACAAGACCCCCGACAACGACGACGACGAUGAUGAUGGCGAUCUAUUUGCCAGACUGAAAGCGCUGAAAAGCCCGCCGACGUCCAGUCUACGCUCAGACGAAGAUCUGACGACCAAACUCCCCGACGCACCCACGCUAUCCCACGUCCUCCCUUCAGCACCAGUCGACACCUCUGCGCGCACCAAAAAGCUACGGGAAGAUAUCGAGCUUGGCUGCUGCAUGUGCUCAGGCGACGCAGAGUACCGAUGCCUUGGGUGCGAGAAAGAUGACGAGGAUAACUAUUUAUAUUGCGGAAAGUGUUUCUUACUGAGUCAUUUGAGUGAAGAUGCAGGCUAUGAAGAGCGCACUCAUCGCUAUAAGAAGCUAAUGCCAUGAGAUUCGACAAUUCCAUCUAUUGU
This is a messenger RNA of Myxozyma melibiosi, 1540 nucleotides long. RefSeq lists its product as uncharacterized. The record is from RefSeq and is a predicted model, not a curated record. The transcript has 3 exons. Lineage: Eukaryota; Fungi; Ascomycota; Lipomycetes; Lipomycetales; Lipomycetaceae. The coding region runs from base 111 to 1517 and encodes 468 amino acids.